UGUUUCUGUGCUGUGGCUGUAAACAGUAGCAGUUCUCUGAACAACUGAACCGAUUUUCCCCACCUUAACGUAACAAAAGUCAAAUACAGAAUUGAAACCUGUCUCUCCGCACAAUGGACGCGGAAGCUAGACCGAGAAAGCGAAACUAUGCAGAGGAAAAGUCUCCAUCCGAACCUUCUGAUGAGGAUGACUAUGUGCCCUAUGUUCCAGUUAAGAUUAGAAAACAGCAGAUGCUGCAAAAAAUGAUGCGUCUGCGAGGGAAGGGUCUGACUGAGGAGGAGCAGAAGGACAGUGGAGGAGAACAAAAAGAUGAAGAUGAGGGUCUUGGACCCCGAUCCAACGUCAGCCUGCUGGACCAGCACCAGCACCUAAAGGAGAAAGCUGAGGCCCGGAAGGAAUCAGCAAAGGAGAAACAGCUGAAGGAGGAAGAGAAAAUUUUGGAAAGUGUGGCUGAAGGCAGAGCUUUAAUGUCUGUCAAGGAAAUGGCCAAAGGUAUCACCUAUGAAGACCCUAUUAAAACAAGCUGGAAGGCACCCCGCUACAUUUUAACCAUGCCAACAGCAAGACAUGAGAGGGUGCGGAAGAAGUACCACAUUCUGGUGGAGGGUGAUGGGAUUCCUCCUCCAAUUAAGAGCUUCAGAGAAAUGAAGUUCCCUCAAGCUAUUCUGAAAGGCCUGAAGAAGAAAGGAAUUGUGCAUCCAACACCUAUUCAGAUCCAAGGAAUCCCUACCAUUCUGUCUGGCAGAGAUAUGAUUGGCAUCGCUUUCACGGGCUCAGGAAAGACUCUGGUGUUCACUCUGCCCAUCAUCAUGUUCUGUCUGGAGCAGGAGAAGCGACUGCCCUUCUGCAAGAGAGAGGGGCCUUAUGGACUCAUCAUCUGUCCUUCUAGGGAGCUGGCGAGACAGACUCAUGGGAUCAUUGAGUACUACUGCAAGUUGCUAGAGGAUGAAGGUGCACCGCAAUUGCGCUGUGCCCUGUGUAUCGGAGGGAUGUCAGUGAAAGAGCAGAUGGAAGUGGUCAAACACGGGGUGCAUAUGAUGGUGGCCACCCCAGGCCGGCUGAUGGAUCUGCUGAAUAAGAAGAUGGUGAGUUUGGAUAUAUGCCGCUACCUGGCUCUAGAUGAGGCUGACAGGAUGAUUGACAUGGGCUUUGAGGAGGACAUUAGAACCAUCUUCUCUUAUUUUAAGGGCCAGAGACAGACGCUGCUCUUCAGUGCCACCAUGCCCAAAAAGAUUCAGAACUUUGCUAAAAGCGCGCUGGUCAAACCCAUCACCAUCAAUGUGGGACGAGCUGGAGCUGCUAGCUUGGACGUCAUUCAGGAAGUGGAGUAUGUCAAAGAGGAAGCUAAAAUGGUGUAUCUUCUGGAGUGUUUACAGAAGACGCCACCUCCAGUGUUAAUAUUUGCUGAGAAGAAAGCAGACGUGGAUGCCAUACAUGAGUAUCUGCUGCUGAAAGGUGUGGAGGCAGUGGCUAUCCAUGGAGGCAAAGACCAAGAGGAGAGAACGAAAGCCAUUGAGGCAUUUAAGGAGGGGAAGAAAGAUGUUUUGGUUGCCACUGAUGUGGCUUCCAAGGGUUUGGAUUUCCCUGCUAUCCAGCAUGUGGUUAACUACGACAUGCCCGAAGAAAUUGAGAACUAUGUCCACAGAAUUGGUAGGACAGGUCGAUCGGGCAAGACUGGAAUAGCCACAACGUUCAUCAAUAAGGGAUGCGAAGAGUCAGUGCUGAUGGAUCUGAAGGCCUUGUUGGUUGAAGCCAAGCAGAAAGUUCCACCUGUUCUGCAGGUCCUCCAGACAGGGGACGAAGCCAUGCUGGAAAUCGGAGGCGAGAGAGGCUGCGCGUUCUGCGGUGGUUUGGGUCAUCGUAUCACAGACUGUCCCAAGCUGGAGGCCAUGCAGACCAAGCAGGUGACCAACAUCAGCCGCAGAGACUGCUUGGCCAACAGCUCCAUGGACUUCUAAGGCUUUGGACUUGCCUGCUACCUGGACUUUGUUUCUUUAUGGAUGAGGAAUGGCUUCUUCUGUUGGCAGAACUCAGCUGCUGGUCGGGAAAAUAUACACGAAAGAAUUUCAUUGCUGCAGACUUUUAUAGACGUACAGCAGUGGAUCAUGCGCAGACGUGCAUUCUUUUCAUGCUGCAUAGGAAUAGGACGGGAACCGAUGUAUUGCUUUGUUGUUAUUAAGAGUACUUAAAUUUCUGUUGACAGUUUUAUUUUAGAAGCUGUCUUUUUUUUUGUUUUAAUAUUCAGUCCUUUCCUGUGUCCACAAUGAGAAAUGUUCUUUUUUUGAUAUAAAGCACCCCUUCUGUAGCUUACAAGUACAGAAUUUAUUGUGUCAUUAAAAUGAAGAUAAAGCUCA
Colossoma macropomum (tambaqui) is the source of this 2354-nucleotide messenger RNA. RefSeq names its product probable ATP-dependent RNA helicase DDX41 (gene ddx41). Gene Ontology annotation, cellular component: spliceosomal complex. The record is from RefSeq and is a predicted model, not a curated record. Lineage: Eukaryota; Metazoa; Chordata; Actinopteri; Characiformes; Serrasalmidae. The coding region runs from base 114 to 1958 and encodes 614 amino acids. Gene Ontology annotation, molecular function: RNA helicase activity; ATP binding; RNA binding. Gene Ontology annotation, biological process: mRNA splicing, via spliceosome. The transcript has 17 exons.